Misgurnus anguillicaudatus (oriental weatherfish) is the source of this 2150-nucleotide messenger RNA. Its product is annotated as tripartite motif-containing protein 16. Lineage: Eukaryota; Metazoa; Chordata; Actinopteri; Cypriniformes; Cobitidae. Gene Ontology annotation, molecular function: protein binding; zinc ion binding. The record is from RefSeq and is a predicted model, not a curated record.
UUGUAAUAUCAUUCAACGAAGAACACCGUUACAUCAUCAAAUCUUCUUCAGAUCCUGGAAUAGAAUGAGAGUCCCUCAGUUUUUCUUCAAAUGUACACAUGUAGCUAGAAGUUACACAUUACACAGAAGUUUACCAGAUUUUAACAAUAAAGUCAUGGAGGAAACAGCUUCGAGUGGAUCCACAGAUGUGAAAUGUGAUGUGUGCAUCGGGUUGAAGCGCAAAGCAGAACAGGCCUGUCUGGAGUGUGUGUCUUCAUACUGUGAGAUUCAUCUUGACUUGCACAACACGCUGCAUGUCGGAAAGAGGCACAGACUAGUUGAGGCAAAUGAAACGCUGCAGGAGAAAAUCUGCCCUCAUCAUGACAAGCUACAAGAGGUCUACUGUCGUACAGACCAGCAGUGCAUCUGUCACCUGUGUAUUACUGAUAAUCACAGAGGUCAUGAUGUCAUUGCAAUGGAGAAAGAAGUGAUUGAUAAACAGCUUAAGUUGGGAGAGUUGCAGAAGCAAACCACUGAUACAAUCCAAGCAAUGGAGAAAGACGUGCAGGAGCUGAGACAAGCCGUUGAGGUUUUCAGGACCUUAGUUCAGGAGGCACUGAAGAAGAGCGAGAGAAGCUUCACUGUGCUGAUUGAAUCCAUGAAGGACAAUCAGAGAAAAGUGACAGAGCUGAUCCAAGGUCAGACAGAUGCUGCUGAAAGGCAAGCGGAAGAAUUUGCAGAGACAUUACAGCAGGAGAUCAAUAAACUGAAGGACAUAGAUGCUAAACUACAAUACCUGGAGUUACUCUCUCAUUCAAACAAUGACGUCCGAUUUCUUGAGAACACAGUGCAUAUGCCCUCCUUGAACGCAUAUAAAAAAUGUUUCACCCUCCUCGAGCAUCCAUACUGUUCAUUUGAUCGUGCCACUGAAGCAGUCACUGAAUUAAUAACGAAGUUAAAUAUAAUCAGCCAGUGGAGUUUAUUAACCAUCUCUGGAAGAGUGAAAACCACUGGAAUUGUGACAUCACCGCCACCAAAGACACGAGAGGAUUUUUUACAGUAUGCAACAAAACUCACUUUUAAUACCAACACAGCACACACAAGCCUCCGCUUGUCGGAUGAGGACAGGAAGGUGACUGCCUCACAUCCGAACGAGGACUAUUCUGAACACACUGAGAGGUUUGACAGCAGAGCACAAAUUUUGUGCAAUGAAGCCCUCACAGGGUCACCGCAUUAUUGGGAGGCGGAGUUUGGUGGUGGGUGUUGGGUCUGCAUUGCCGUGUCUUACAAAGGGAUCUGUAGGAAAGGAAAGCGAGGACCACUUUUUGGGAGGAAUUCACAUUCAUGGGGACUACGUUGUUAUGAGUUGACAUCUGAGUUCUGGCGUAACAAUAAGGAGAUUGAUUGUAAGGGUCAGUCUCGGUGUUCCAGAAUAGGAGUGUAUUUGCACCACAAUGCUGGGAUUCUAGCAUUUUACAAUGUUUCAGACAACAUGAGUCUUAUUUAUAAGACUCAAACUAUGUUUAGUGAGCCUGUUUAUCCUGGGUUUGGAAUGGGAGGGAAACGAUGCUACCUGAGACUUUGUGAUCAAGUGAAAAGUUAGGAUGUACAGUAUUAUACAAUGGGAUUGGUUGAGAAAUGUUCCACUUGUGUUGAUUAUUUUUUUUGUGGUAACUUUGGUAUAAGCGGAAUAAUUGACGACGGGCCGUUGCAUUAUUCAAAAAUAAUGCACACCCUUACCACCUUGGGUGUGCAUUAUUUUUUGGAAUAAAUCAACAAUCCGUCGUCAUUUAUUCCUUACAUAUUCUAUUCUUCUGAUAUUUUACAUGUGAAUAAAAGCAUGUCAGGUAUUUAAAUACUUUUUUCAGAUUAAAAAGAUUUUCAAAGACAUUAUUUGGCGUUGAAGGAAGGGUGUAGUUUUCACAUGCACACACUUGGUGGCAGCACUACAUUAGUUUUGAUAUCUGUGAUUUUAUAUCUCUAUCUGUAGUUAAGAACAAUGCUUACUGUAGUUAAGACCAAAGGUAUAGUCAGCAAAACUGGAGAAAUAUUCAAUAUGCAGGAUCUCAGUCAAAAAGGUUAGUACAUUUUAUAUCAAUUAUAUACUGUAUAUUUAUUUUGGGUGAUAUAUGAAUUAUUGAACGAUUAUUAAAUAAACAAUUUAAGAUGUU